Messenger RNA from Helianthus annuus (common sunflower), 1110 nucleotides. RefSeq names its product NAP1-related protein 1. The transcript is spliced from 11 exons. Gene Ontology annotation, molecular function: chromatin binding; histone binding. The record is from RefSeq and is a predicted model, not a curated record. Gene Ontology annotation, biological process: nucleosome assembly. The coding region runs from base 123 to 938 and encodes 271 amino acids. Lineage: Eukaryota; Viridiplantae; Streptophyta; Magnoliopsida; Asterales; Asteraceae. Gene Ontology annotation, cellular component: chromatin; nucleus.
UCGAUGUAGAGGAUUAUAAACUCCCCCCAAAACCCUAAAACCCUAAACAACACAACAACCUCCUCCUCCUCCCUUCACUCCUUUGAGAUUAACAAGAAUUUAGGGUUCUACUCAAUCCUAAAAUGGUGGCUGAAAAGGGUAAGAAACCGAAGAUCGCAGAGAAGACAGCGGAGGAGGCCGAACAAAUCGGCAGUGAGCUCCUUCAAUCCAUCGAAAAAAUGCAGGAGGUCCAAGAUGAACUCGAAAAGAUUAAUGAGGAGGCAAGCGAUAAAGUCUUGGAAGUGGAACAGAAAUACAACGAGAUACGCAAGCCAGUGUAUGAUAAACGAAACGCAAUCAUCAAAUCAAUCCCUGAUUUUUGGCCAACUGCUUUCUUAAGCCACCCUGUUCUAUCUGAUCUUUUGACCGAAGAAGACCAAAAGAUCUUCAAGCAUUUAACUUCUUUGGAAGUCGAAGAUUUCAAAGAUGUGAAAUUGGGUUACUCUAUCUCAUUUAACUUCGGUCCCAACCCGUAUUUUGAAGACACCAAACUUACCAAGACUUUCACGUUUCUUGAUGAGGGUACUACAAAAGUUACCGCUACCAAAAUAAAGUGGAAAGAGGGCAUGGGUGUUCCAAAUGGUGUUUGCCAUGAGAAGAAAGGAAACAAGCGGUGCCAUGACAACUGCAAUGACGACCAUGAGAAUGAAAGCUUCUUCAGCUGGUUCAGCGGAAAUCAAGAGAACGAAGAUGUGGUGGAGCUUCAUGAUGAGGUUGCUGAAAUAAUCAGGGAGGAUUUAUGGACUAACCCUCUUACGUAUUUCAAUAAUGAUGCUGAUGAAGAAGAAUUCGAGCUAAAUGGGUCAUGUUCAUGUCAACUCAAAAAUAGGAAAAUGGGACAGAUGAUUCGGAAGACGAUGAGGAGGAUCAAGAAGACGAUGAAGGGAAUUGAAGUGUAAAGCGUUCUAUAACAGUGAAAAAGUUUUCAUAUUUAGGUGGUUAGUUAAAUAUUUCUAUGUUGAUGGUUUGAUCCAUCUUUAGCAUUUUGUGUUUUUUUUGACAGUAGCAGUUUUUUUAAUCAUGCAUGUGAACAAAGCGAAAUAGAAAAGAGAACUUUUAUUGAUCUGAAAA